GAAAAUGACGCUCUGAGUUUUACGGUUGACUUUUUAUUUACAUUUUUUAAAUAUUUUGACUAAACAUGUUAUUAACAGAAGAAAUAAGAGACAUUUUCCUUAAAGUGCAGCAAUGCAGCUCUACUCAUCAAAAGAGUCACAAAGUUUUGUGUAAUUUAUACAAUAAACACUCUCAAGAUGUAUUUGUAGAAACUUUUAAGGAGCAAAUUAAAAAACUAGUAUUACUAAAACAUACUCCGUCGACAUUGUUUCGCUUGCUGGACUUCUGUUCUGCAUUUAUAGUCAGUGUCAGUGAAGAAAGUAACAAACUAAAUUUGUCUCAAGAAGAAUUACUAGAAACCAGCACUCACCCGUUUUUAGCCGAGAUGUUCAAUUUGGCAUUGCAAUAUCAUGAUCAUGGUAUCCCAGAAGUAAGAUACCGGGCAUGUAUUUUUAUAACUUCCCUUUUAAAACACCUUGGUGAUGGCUUCCUUGAUAAUGAUAUCUGUGAUAAAAUAGAAGAAGCCAUGUUAGAAAGGAUUAUUGAUUUAAAAGCUUCUAUUCGCAGUCAAGCAAUAAUAGCAUUAGCAAGGUUACAAGAUCCAUCUAAUCCAGAGUGUCCAGUUCUUAGGGCAUUUAUAGGAAGUUUUAAUGAUCCUAGUCCAACAGUCAGAAAACAUGUUGUCGAAGUGGUAGGAAUAUCUGGUCAGACAGUAUCAAAAAUUUUAGAGAAACUUCGAGACGUUGAUGCUGCUGUACGUGUAGCAAGCUAUGAAAGAUGUUUAAUUAUAGAACCUAAAUAUAUGAAAAUUGAGCAGCGUCAAACAGUAAUACACAGUGGAUUUAAGGAAGAUAAUAAGCGAGUGAAAAAUUCCUUUUUAAACAAAUUACUUCCCAAAUGGCUAUCAUGUUAUAAUGGUGACUAUUUACAAUUACUAAAAGCAGUAAAGUUGGAUGCAUACGAAACAGAUUUUGAGAUGACUGAAUUUUUGAAUACUAAUCUCCUAGAAGUUUUUUUUAAAACCAAUCCCAUAAAUGAAAUUAUGGAGUAUUUACCUAUAAAUGAAUACAAAAAUAUACCAUUGGAGAAAUUAACUACCGAAGCAGCAAUUUUUUGGCGCGUUUUGGUUAAUUAUUUGAGACGCAAUGUAGAAGAAUUUAUUGAUCAGGUCAUUCCUGAACUUCCAUCAUUUUGUGACUACAUUUAUAGUUAUCAUAAAGAAAACACUGACAAAAAACUGGAAGUUUGGGAGUUCUUUGAGUUCCAAUCAAUCAUGGCAAAUCUUUUAUUAAUUCUAACGGGAUAUGAUUUUUCUGAUGAGGCCGGCAGAAAUAAAGUUCUUCGCUUAAUCGAAACACUCUUGUCUAAUAUAAAGUGUUCUCCGCGUGUCAUAGACGAACUUAUGAAGAUUUAUAUUAAAUUGACACCUAAUAUAGAAACUUUGACCAAUGAAGUUUCAGUUAUUAUUUCAAACAUACGAGAGCCUUUAGUAGAACAAGGUCCCACAGAGCAGCAAAUACACGAUAAAGAAUUUCAGGUAGCACAAUUAAGAUACAGGACGCACGUCUUGAUGGAAAAUCAAAGCGAGGCGGUUAAAAAGCAGGACUUUGAGGGAGCUGCCUUAAUUAAAAACGAAAUAAUAUCAAUUAAACAACAAAUUGAUGAAAUCGAAACGAAUUUCGAAGAGAGAAUUAAAAAAUCCCGAGUAACUCGUGACGAAACCGCAGUAAACCAUCACGUCUUGAACGUGCUUAUUUCGAUGUUUAAAUCUCGGGAAAUCAAUAAAGUGACUACUGCGAUUAUGACGCUUAAAAAUGAAUUGAUUCUGCCAUUUCUGCAGUAUCCUGAUCCAGAUACCUACUGUAGAACUAUCGAGUGUUUAGCACUGUGUUGCAUGUUGGAUUUCAACUGGGCCGAAGAACAUCUCAAACCAAUUUUGAAUCCACUUAUCCAUUAUCGAGUGAUUUCAACGCUUGGAAAAAAAGUGGUUCUCACGUCCAUAAGAGUCUUAUCUGACUUGGCAUUACUUUAUGGGGCAAAACUUUUCAAACGUAACAGCUCAUUUGAAUGUACAAAUGGUGAUCUUACUGCCAGUAAUAUUUCCGUUAGGCGGCUUGCGAACAAAUCUAGAAGGCUUUACACUAUCAACGACACCGAAGAAUUAGAUUCCUUAGUCAAUCGAUGUCUUACGCUUGACGAACUUAUUGAAAGUCUUUUGGAUAUGCUGGACGACGACCAAGAAGACAUUAGAUACUGUGCUGGCCAAGGAUUGUGUAACCUUUUAAGAAUUGGUAUAAUUAAUUCUUCAUCAAUCAUAGCUCGACUUUGUUUGAAAUGGUUUAGUCCUGUAACAGAAAAAACCGAUUUGAAACUUCAACAGUUGAUUGGGUUUUCUUUGAUACGUUACGCUCAAAAAGUAAGAGGUAGCGAGGAGAUCUUUGAAGGAGCUGUUAUACCGAUUCUCUCAAGCAUAGCCAACGCACCUUGCACCAGUCCUCUGGUAGACAUAGAUAUAGAUAACACCCUACGUUAUUUAUCUGCAUUAAUUGGCAUUAGAAAAUCUACGUGUAUCGUCAAUCAGCAUCUGAAGUUAGCACGAACCUUAUGUCAUAAGAUUCAGACUCGUCCACAAGAUUCCGCUGUUCCUUUUUACACAAAAAUGUUGUUGUGUUUGGAACCCACUUUGGAGGACCCUGUUGUUAUCCAGGAACUUCUUCAGCAAGUCGAUCAUCUGCUUAAGGAAAUACCGGAUAAAGCACCUAGCCGAUAUUUGAAGAAAUUUAAGACCUCUUUGACCAAUCUAACAAAUUCUACAAACAGUUUUAAUAAUAGAACUGAAACUACCAUGCCCUCUGAAUGUAUACUACCUUCUGUUGCUGAAGAAGUCGAACUCUCGUCACAAGACGAAGAUAAUAACGAGAAUUUGAAAUCUGCUUCGGAGAGCGAAAAAACUGAAAGCAUAAAUGACAAAACGAAUCGAAAAUCUGUUCGUUUUCAGUUUCACUCUAAAUCAAACAAUCAAAGGAUAGAAGAAAAUUUAGAAACACAGGAACCUGAACAGUCAAAGAGGAAAACUCCGAAUGACAAUGAAAUUUGUAAUAGCAUUCAGGCUUUACACAAUGAAGGGAACGACAAUGAAGUUGUAGAAGCAGCGACGAAAAAGUCAAAAACUUAUCAUUUAAAGAAAAAGAAUGCAAACGAAAAAAGUCAUCGUUUAGAAUCCAGUACGGGUAAUGGAAAAGAAAUUUCAGAAAAGAAAGAAGAAAAGUAUGGAAGGAUCAACAAUCAAUAUAUGACGAGAAGGAAUGCUUCAUUAACUCGUAAAAUGACGGAAGAAAGUGAAAAUAGUAAUUCAAAUAAUCGAACACCAAGUUCUGAGAAAAUAUCGGACGUCAGUUCAAAUACAGUGGACAGUACUACGUCGCGUAUGUCCGAAUUGAAUAUGAGCAAAUCAGUAAAAAGAAAAAAACUAAGGAGUAGAAGAUCAAACGACAACAAUGAUGAAGAUAGCACAAUGCUAGAAACUAUAGUUUAUGACGAUAAUUGCCAAUUGGAGGAAACAUUGUUUUCUGAUGAGGAAUUUACCUCGACGCCUCCUCUGCCGUCAAAUAACAAACCGAAUGACACAGUCUUUUCCGACGAAGAAGAGUCUGUGUCCACAACAAACACCUACAGUUCGGUCCAGUCCGACGAUAGGAGAGCGGUUAUUUUAACCGAAACGUCGACUGAUUCCGAGGGUACUGGUAACGGAAGAAGAUCAAAGAGGUUAAAGAAGUUUCCGAAAAAAGAUACUUAAACUUUUUACAAUAUUCUUUUGUAGUAAUACAAUAACAUUUAUACAUAUAAAAACUGUAGAUAUUUUAAUGUUGCGCUUAACUAUAGAUUAAAUUAAAUGAA
Molecule: messenger RNA, 3877 nt
Organism: Agrilus planipennis (emerald ash borer)
Lineage: Eukaryota; Metazoa; Arthropoda; Insecta; Coleoptera; Buprestidae
Product: condensin complex subunit 3
Exons: 17
Coding region: 66-3776 (1236 amino acids)
Biological process (GO): mitotic chromosome condensation
Cellular component (GO): cytoplasm; condensin complex; condensed chromosome
Molecular function (GO): protein binding
Source: RefSeq, a predicted model, not a curated record